Molecule: messenger RNA, 1020 nt
Organism: Drosophila grimshawi
Lineage: Eukaryota; Metazoa; Arthropoda; Insecta; Diptera; Drosophilidae
Product: putative gustatory receptor 59b
Exons: 3
Coding region: 1-1020 (339 amino acids)
Biological process (GO): sensory perception of taste
Cellular component (GO): membrane
Source: RefSeq, a predicted model, not a curated record
AUGGUCACACCACAUUGGAUAUUGUGGUUAUAUCACAACUACGCCCUGGUCUUGGGAAUCACCUCGCUUCGAUGGAUCUCCGGAGAAGGAUUGAAGCAGACUAAUCUAACUCGCUUCUAUGCCCUGAUCCUCAAUAUUGUUGAGCUGCUGACGGUGCCCUACUUUAUGUGGAUAACAAUGGGAUAUAUAAAUAAAGCCAAGUGGUUUCCCGAUCAACUUCCAUAUGCCACCCAAGUAUUGUUCUCGGUCUCCUAUGUGGCCAUUGCCCAUACGAUAAUCUCCCGCGGCAGUCGGGAUGAGGCUCUGCUUGAGGUGGACAGCAUUGUGAACAGAUUGAAGUGCUUAAAAUCGGAAAAGAAUCGCCUUUCAUCAACUUGCGACUCUAUGAGUUAUGUGUUCUAUCUGAAAAUGGGUGCUGUGAUUUAUAUGUGUGUGUACGGCAUGACGUCAUGCCUGCUGGUGUUGAGGGAGAAGAAUUUGCUUCUUUUUCUUCAAAUAUUUGUGUUUGGCACCGCCUUGAAUUUCUCCCUAAUCGCCAUCUAUCGUUACUUUUUGGCACUAUGGGAUAUUGCCUGCUGCUAUCAGUAUAUCAAGGGAAAGCUGGAGCAUCUCAUGAACUGUGUGCGAAACAGAUACCCUACACAAGUGGAGUUGGAGGAGUUGCAUCGGCUGUGGUCUCUACAUGCUCUACUCGGACGCAGUACCCUCAAAUUUAAUCGUACUCAUGGACUGCUAAUUAUGCUUCUUGUGGACUUUUUCCUGUUGAAUUUUAUGUGCGAUCUGACAACUCAAUACCAAAAUUAUGCCUAUCAUUCAGUUAGCGAGGGAUAUUGGUUCAAGGAGCUGAAUGCGUAUUUGCUGUAUGCGAGCACCUCGAAGCUGAAUCUCUGGGUCUGUGGCCUCUAUAAGGUGAAUCGCAAGUGCUGGUAUCAAAUGCUGUUAUCCAUUUUGAAUUUAUUAAUUUUAUUGCUGCAAUUUCAUUUGCUGUUGAGAAAGAAAUUCACUUUGGAUAGCACCUAA